AUGGCAUCGUCUGUUUUCUACAAGUUCAAGUCUCAGAGGGAGGAGUCUAGGGUGUCCUUCGAUGGCACCGGAAUAUCUGUCUUUGACCUCAAGAAAGAGAUCAUAUUAGCGAACAACUUGAAUAAGGCCAACGACUUUGACCUUGUGGUCUGCGACAGUUCUUCAGGCGAAGGUGUGUGGUUUCGUUCAGUGUGCUGUCGUGUGGACGAUUUAAGGCGUGUAGAAUUCAAGGAUGAUUCUCAUAUUAUUCCCCGCUCCUCCUCGGUGCUGGUCAAGCGUGUAUUUGUACGCCCGGGAAAGGGUAAGGCUGCUAUGUACGUUGGCACCUCGGGUCCCAUGUCUGGUUCCGAUUCUUCCAAACCGGGCGGUGCAACAAGCGCCCCCUCCUCUUGGCAAAGAGGCGCAGGUAACAUAUCCAAACGCUUUGAUGGUAAAUUAGAGAAAGAUGCCCCGUCUAUCUUCCAAUCCACCCCGCCUGUGUCGGCCAAGUCGGCGGUGACUGAGGGCGAUGAGGCGGCUGCCAUGGCUGCCAUGUUCCAAGCCCAGACCGCUAACUGGGAGGAGACCCAAGAAAAGAUGUCUCAGUUGGUGUCGCGCUUACGCGGUUUCCCUGUCUAUGUAGUACAAUUGCUGUUCGUAUUCACAGCAAUACUCGUGGUGGCGCCUCGCAAAGCCGAGGUGGUAGGCCCUUUCAACAUCAUCAGUCAGAGCGUCCGUUACCCCCAAGUUAUGUUUGUUACCGUUGCGGACAAAAAGGUCUGCGUCUCCUCCGGUGUGCGUCUAAUGAAUUUCUCACUAUUCCAAGGUCACUGGAUUCAAGACUGCCCUACCAACAAUGAUCGCGAAUACGACAAUCGCCCGCGAAUCAAACGAACGACUGGUAUCCCACGAAGUUUCCUGAAGGCAGUCGAAUCGCCUAAUGGACAGUUGGGACAGGGUGUGAUGGUAACGCCAGAAGGCGGCUAUGUAGUGGUUCAACCUGACGUUGCUUCUUGGCAGAAGCAGGUUACUAAGAACAAGGGACUGACGGAGGCCGAUGUCCGCGAACGGACGCCUACAGAUUCAUCUCUUGCAUGUCCGAUAGAUAACAAAAUCUUUCGCGAUGCAGUCAAAACACCGUGCUGUGGCACACUGUAUUGUGAGGAAUGUGUUCAGACCCAUCUCCUCGAGCGCGAUUUCGCCUGCCCUAAAUGCGGUGCCCGAAUUGCAUCGCUUGAUAAACUCAUCGUUGAUAAGCCCAUGCGGACAAAAGUUGGGGAUUUUAUCGACAAAGAGAUGGAAAGGAGUCGCCUUGCAGCGACGGAGGAUGAGUUAAAGAUGAAUGGUGCUCCCGAACUAAGCACCGCAAUUAAGCAAAAACAACCCCAAAAUUCAAAUUCUAAUGAGCUUGCUGCUUUUGAUCAAGACUAUUAUUCUGAGCAGCAGCCAAGUGGCGAUUUAGAUAUGUCGCAGAUCUUUGCUGAGACGAUCCCUCAAUUGCAGGCGCAGAUAUCGCAGAUUCAAGUCAUGCUCAACAACCCUUCACUUCCUCCUGCAGCGCGACAGCAGACGCACAUGAAGUACGAGCAAUUACAGAUGCAAUUGCAGCAAGCGCAGGUUGCCGCUGCGAUGGCAGCGACCCUGCAGUCCGCCGCGGCUUCGGGAAGCGCUAUGCCUUUCAACAAUAUGCAAGGCUACCAACAAGAUUUCCGCUCAGCAUGGACAAAUCCCUUCCCGAACCAACAACCCGCCGGUCAGGAGUCAGCGUAUCAACGACUACCACUCAAUAAUCGGCGCCGGAAUCUAAAGCGGGACCGUCCGUCAGACUUCCUGGAGAUCGGAGGCAAUGAACACGAUGCGAAGAUGCCGAGAUACUGGGAGUGA
This is a messenger RNA of Fibroporia radiculosa, 1863 nucleotides long. RefSeq lists its product as uncharacterized. The record is from RefSeq and is a predicted model, not a curated record. The transcript has 5 exons. Gene Ontology annotation, biological process: mRNA processing; protein ubiquitination; ubiquitin-dependent protein catabolic process. Gene Ontology annotation, molecular function: ubiquitin protein ligase activity; zinc ion binding. Gene Ontology annotation, cellular component: nucleus. Bases 1 to 1863 code for a protein of 620 amino acids. NCBI's taxonomy places the organism in Eukaryota, Fungi, Basidiomycota, Agaricomycetes, Polyporales, Fibroporiaceae.